AUGACUAUGACAAAGGAUAGUUCGUACGAGGUCUUCUGUACAGUUGGACUUAUUCAUGCGCGCUCUUUGGAUAAUCAAGAGACCAAAUUCUCCUUCUAUCUGGAUAAAGCGCGAGUAGCGCCAACGAAUGCUGUGUCUAUCCCUUUAUUAGAAUUGCAAGCUGCGUUAUUGGCCACACGCCGCCAGGAGAACAUUAUUACCAUUCCGAUUAGCAAGGUCCUCAUGUGGACACACAGCACCACAUUGUUCAGACAGCACCUCCAGUGGCUCUACUUAUUAUCAAAACAACUAGUAACAAUCGUGAACAAAUGGCGCUAUGUCAACACCGGAAAUAUUCCCGCGGAUACAG
Messenger RNA from Symsagittifera roscoffensis, 349 nucleotides. RefSeq lists its product as uncharacterized. The transcript has 2 exons. NCBI's taxonomy places the organism in Eukaryota, Metazoa, Xenacoelomorpha, Acoela, Convolutidae. The record is from RefSeq and is a predicted model, not a curated record. The annotation marks the transcript as partial.